This is a messenger RNA of Mytilinidion resinicola, 447 nucleotides long. RefSeq lists its product as uncharacterized. NCBI's taxonomy places the organism in Eukaryota, Fungi, Ascomycota, Dothideomycetes, Mytilinidiales, Mytilinidiaceae. The transcript has 2 exons. The record is from RefSeq and is a predicted model, not a curated record. The annotation marks the transcript as partial.
AACCAAACUCAACUUGCAAAAGGCAUUAAUUUAAUGGAGCUCCCUCAAACAUUCCAGGACGCAGUCUUCGUUACAAGACGUCUUGGCUAUAGAUUCCUUUACAUCGAUUCCAUUUGUAUUAUGCAAGAUAGUGCUACCGAUUGGGAGAGGGAAGCGUCGAAUAUGAACCAGGUCUAUCAAAAUUACAUCUUCAACAUAGCGGCCUCCGAGUCUGAUACACCAAGUCAUGGACUUUUCCGGCAGAAGGACAGGUCCAUCGGGACGCCUUUCCGAGUAAAAUUUCGCACUAGCCUUGUCGAAGACGACUACUAUUGCUUCUACGACCUAUGGGACGGUUUUGCGAAAGAAGCACCACUGAACGCGCGGGGAUGGGUCUUCCAAGAACGCAUGCUCAGCCCUCGAACAAUCUACUUCGCUACGCUUAUAUCUGGGAACGUAGAAAAGUAG